CCACACAUUUUGGUUUUUGGGUUAUUUGUUUCUGUUUUUUAUUGAAACUAUUGUAACAUGGAUGAAGCUUUAAUGAAGCAUUUGUUAGUAGAUGGUGGAAGAUUAGUUCUUCUUCAUGUACCUCCAGGAACAGAAUUCGGUAUCGAUAUGAAGAUUUUCACAACCGGGGAAAAUUUUAGAGGGAUCAAAAUGAUUCCACCUGGUAUACACUUCAUACAUUACAGUGCAUUAAAUAACUAUGGAGAUAUACUACCUAAAGUUGGGUUUUUCUACAACUUUAAAAAAUCCGAAUUCGUAAUGAGAAAGUGGGAUAUUAACCUUCAAGAUGUGUCUUCUGAUAACGUCCCAGAAAGAGAGUCUGUUUUACUAAAGGAUAACGUUCCUACAUUGGAUAAGUUUCUAGGCCCAUAUCCUCUGGAUGUUUGGAAAAAGUGGACUGUUUUAUCAUCACAUAUCACAGAUACUUUAAUAAAGAAAUUAACGCCAGAAGUUGGAAAAAUCAGAUCUGCUCUGGAUUUAGAACCUUGUAGUAAUGAAAACAGACCUCGAAAUUCUGGUAACGAUUUGAAUAAUCAGUUAAUGCGAAGGCCUAGAGCUGGUAGCAGUUCAAUGCAAGACUUAGAAGAUGAAUUGCUUCCUAACAUGAGACCCACUGCAGGUACUGAGAUACGCUUUACUGCAGUACCAAAACGAAACUUCCCAGAAGGAUCAACUCCAUCACAAAUCACUCAUUAUUCCUUGGACUCGACAUAUGCAUUAGAAAAAAUGUUGCAAAACUAUUCACAGGAAAUUGAUUUAAUUGGUGAGCUACAGUUUUCGUACAUAUGUUUCUUGGUUGGUCACAGCAUAGAAGCAUUUGAACAUUGGAAAAAUUUAGUGUGUUUGCUAUGCUCUUGUGACAUUGCAAUUACAAAAUACUACACUUUGUAUGAUGCGCUAAUAACUACACUUGAGGUUCAAAUUCUGGAAACACCAGAGGAAUUUUUGGCGGACAUUGUGACAAACAAUAACAUUAUUUAUGUGAAAUUGCGAGUGUUCUUCCGGUGUGUAAGUGAUAGCGAUGUUGAUGGAAGAUUUAAAUCGAAAGUAGAAAAGUUUAAAAGCAAUCUUACAAAUAGGUAUGAAUGGGAUUUUACUCAUUUAGAUUCUGAUGAUGAAGAAGAUGCCCCAGUGGUUGUAGAACUUGACUAGAGACAUAUUGCAAUUUUUGUAUUUAUCAAUCUUAGGGUACAUCUCAAAUUUAUAGUCGUACAGUUUCUCUCCUACCACUUACCUCCUUACCAAAUCAUUGUGCAAUCAUGUUUUAUAAACAAUGCUAAUGUGUAUCCCGGCUGUGACAUAAGUAAAAUAAGUAGGUACAUGGCGAUUUUCGAAAAUUCAACUGGGUUGGUGGAAAUAAUCACGGAAACAAUAAUUCUUCCCAUAGCAAAAUUACCCGGUUAAAUUUUCAAAAACCCGUAUUAUAGAUGGUUAUUCUUUAGAAUAAACAACUCAGUGACAGAUUUGGAACUGCGCCUACUGUGUAGUUUUAAUUUUAAUGUUAAUUUUUUCACCGAACACCUGCUCUGGAUUGCUUGGGUGCCUCGCCCCAAUAACCUUUUGUUUUAAUCCAGUGUUACGACAGGGUUGUUAUUACAAGUAACAAGUAAUGAGCAUUAAAUGAAUAGCAUUCAAAGCUACAAGUGAUAAAUAACCAGUUUGUAGGGGAAUUUUUGUUUUCCCUUAUGUGUUGGCUUUGUUUGUCUGUUCCUCAAGAACGAUUUGAGACGGUGAUGUCAAAUUUUCGCUAAUCAAUUUCUACGAGUUCAAGGGUUAGUGCUAUUAAAUAUGAGCCGGAUUAAAAGUCUGGUUUCCAAAUACAAAAUUCUCAACACGAUUAUUUUUAACAUGGUUUUGGACAUUUCUUGGUAUUAUAUUAUGGUUAUUGUCUUACUGUAUUAAUAUAGCGACCCUUGCAUGUCUGGCGGAUAUUGCAGAUGUAUAUGUAUAUGAUGUACAUAAUUGAAAUGUUUGGAUAUCUAUUGGCAGGGUGUCCAACGAAGAUCUAUGAAUUAUGACAUGGUAAAACAAAUGCGAAUAGACCCACAACAAGCAUUUUUUCCAAAUACACUAAAAGCUGCUGUACUCGGACAAAUUUCUACAUGUAAUUUUACACACAGAUUUUUUAAGAGAAUACAUCAAAAUUGGUUAUUACAACCAAAUUCGUUUUCAACCAUAUACCCAAAAUGACUUAUUACUGUUAAAAUUUCAGAAAAAAUCUGUCUGCAACUAAGACAGUUGGCUCUGCACAUACUACUCAGUCCAUUUGUACCUAUUGAUGUGUGUGUUCAAGUCGCUUUUAAUAAUAAUAAUAAUGUUUAUUCUGUUGCUAAAUCUCGCAAAUGGUACAGGGUUCGCUCAGGAGCUAUCUUCCACCCUACCAAAUUAUCCAUUUCAAAACAUGCAUAUUUAGUUGUACAUACAUUUCAACAAUCAAAUUUUUAAAUAAACAAACAAUUAUGUAAAGGUUACACUAAAUUAUGGCUGGCAAUAAUUCAUAAUUACAUACAAUACAAUAUUCGGAUUUCUAGAAAAAAACUUUGAUAUAAAGUAAUUCAUUUCCAAUGUCUCCGAUGGUUGCAUGGAUUGGGAAAUCUGCCAAUUUUUUUAAUCUUUCUUUUUAGUAGCGCUAUAUGUUAUUAGAUUUUAAUAAACAGCAAGAUGCUUGCUGUACAUAUAUAUACCUAGUAUGUAUUCUAAUUUCCGAAAGGAGUACCUCUAGGGUAUUCGUGUUUGACCAAUAUUGGGAUGAAUUUUUAGUGCGUUUUAUUUUAAAUUAAAAACAACUUGCUAUAGUUUGCAUUUUGUCUGUUCGGACUUACUUCUGCUGAUGGUUUGAACACCUUUAGGGGAAUUGUCCUAGCAUUCUGAAAGUUUUUGCAAUUGUACCCUAUACCUUGAAGGUGUGUCAGACGGCGUUAAAAUUUUGUUGCCUUAUGCCCCCCCCCCCCUCCAUGAAUUAGUAUCUUUUACAUGCAGUGACCAAUAGAUUGAACAUAACAACUAAUAGACCUCUAUGCAUGCCCAUUAAAAUUUACAAUCAAGUACCUUCAAAAGACCAAACAUUUAUACAGUAUGCAAUUAAUUACCUACUUAUUACCAGUUUGCUACUUAUUUUCUUAUGUUUUUGCAUUAUUUGCCAUUUUAUAAAGUUCUCUUCAAGUUCAGGGAGGAACCGAUAAGCGGAAUGAUGGGGGAGGCCCCCUCACGUUUGUUGUAGGUAGUUGGCAUUAUCUUUGGAACCGAGUUGGUAAAUUUCUAAUUGCAUGGUAAGAAAAGUAAUCUGAAAUAACUCUUUAAUUCACCUACCAUAUAAUAAAUUACACUCAAAGAAAUUUGUUCUCAUAUACAGGGUGUUAAUUUAUUGAGUGCCGAUAAUGCAGCUAGGGCGUGAAUCCUCGGAUGAUGAAAAUGAGUCGCAAAUGGACGUCUGGACUAGAGAUCUACUGGUGAUCUCAAAACCUAUGUGUGAAUUUCUCGAAAAUGAAGUGUCAGAGGAAGGUAUAUAUACAAUAGGAAAAUGUAAUAUUGCGGAAGACUUGAUUCUUCUUGCAGUAUGCGUAGAUCUUAUUGAAUGUGCCAGGCGACCUUUAAAUGUUUACAUUGAUAAAUAUAGCAUGGUAUAAACCCAAUAAUUUUAUAAACUAUAAAAGAUACUAACAAAGUUUCUGCUUUAAUAAAACAGAAAAAUAAUUAAUACGAGACAAAGUUGUGGCUUCAAUGUGUGCAGUGAUGCAGUUAACGAGGCUUUCAUAGUAAAUUAGGUCAUGGCCAAAUUGUAAACGGCGAACAUUUUUAGCAUUUGCUACAAUGUUUCAUUUUCGAGAUUUUUUAUCGUUUAAGGACUUCCACAUAUUAAAUAUGUAGAAAUGAUAAGCCACAGUAGUACUAUUUGAAAUUUAAAUAUUUUAUGGAUUUAGUAAUUGCUCAUUUCUUGGUACUUAAAAUUUUGUGUUUUGUAUAAUAGCUAUUUAAAAUCUAAAACACAUACAAUGACUUUUUUAUUACAUAAACUCAACACUGGAAUAUAUAAAUAAAAAAUACACUUGAAUUCGGACAGUCUCCAAAGGUGUCUCCUGCUAUGCUACACAAAAAAAUAAAUUUUAUGACACAUACAAUCUAACUUCGCAGUUACAGUUGAGUUUCAAUCAGAAAUUUAUUCCAUAUAAGUGUUUAAGUUACACAAGUCACAGAGAAAGCAUGAGAGGUUCCUAAAUGAUGUGUACAAAUUUUUGAAUGCGAUCUAUAGUCUCUUAGACCGAUUAUACAAAUGUCUAUAAAUAAAAAUGUAUUUCACUACUUAAAUAACCUUAUAAAUAGUAUA
Molecule: messenger RNA, 4363 nt
Organism: Photinus pyralis (common eastern firefly)
Lineage: Eukaryota; Metazoa; Arthropoda; Insecta; Coleoptera; Lampyridae
Product: protein AAR2 homolog
Exons: 3
Coding region: 58-1191 (377 amino acids)
Biological process (GO): spliceosomal tri-snRNP complex assembly
Source: RefSeq, a predicted model, not a curated record